ACUACACCUAAUAUUAGAGUCAAUAUUGCAUCUACUGGAACACAACUCGGCACACCUUAUGGGGAUUCAGGUCAUGAGGGACCCUCUACAUCACAUCGAGAAGAGGGUCUGACUAUUGUGACACCAUCUAUGGUGGACACUACCAUUAGGAUAGGUUAUCCUCAUAAUUUUGACCAGAGCCAAUUUGAAUGCACAUCGACAUCCUUUGAGGAGUUAGCUAGCACUACAUUUGGUGUUGAUACUGCACAAGAUACUGCUAGAGGAGAUACUGCAAGAGGAUCUGAUGAGCAUAUGCAUGAGAUAGGUGGAUCUGGACCACAUCCCGGGGACAAGAGAGAUACUGCUAGAGGAUCUGAUGAGCAUAUGCAUGAGACAGGUGGAUCUGGACCACGUCCCGGGGACAAGAGAGAUACUGCUAGAGGAUCUGAUGAGCAUAUGCAUGAGACAGGUGGAUCUGGACCACGUCCCGGGGACAAGAGAGAUACUUCUAGAGGAUCUGAUGAGCAUAUGCAUGAGACAGGUGGAUCUGGACCACGUCCCGGGGACAAGAGAGAUACUACUAGAGGAUCUGAUGAGCAUAUGCAUGAGACAGGUGGAUCUGGACCACGUCCCGGGGACAAGAGACCACGAGAUGUUAUUGAUGAUAGCACUUAGAUUUUACUGUUUAUUUGGCUUUGAUAUGUACUUUUUUAUGGACUUUACACAUUUGUUUACACAUGCACAUACUUUAUAUAUAUGGAUAGUUGCAUAAUAGGAUUAGAUCAUAUAUAUUUUGUGCAUACUUUAUAUAUUUUGUGCACAUUAGAUAUUAU
Messenger RNA from Cryptomeria japonica (Japanese cedar), 812 nucleotides. RefSeq lists its product as uncharacterized. The transcript is spliced from 9 exons. The coding region runs from base 130 to 654 and encodes 174 amino acids. The record is from RefSeq and is a predicted model, not a curated record. NCBI's taxonomy places the organism in Eukaryota, Viridiplantae, Streptophyta, Pinopsida, Cupressales, Cupressaceae.